Molecule: messenger RNA, 19081 nt
Organism: Podarcis lilfordi (Lilford's wall lizard)
Lineage: Eukaryota; Metazoa; Chordata; Lepidosauria; Squamata; Lacertidae
Source: the annotation of a GenBank genome assembly
UGGGCCGACGGCGACGACUACGUCGAUCACGUGACGCGCCUCUCGGCGUUUUUCGGUGCUGCCGACGCCGACGUUCCUCAGUUUGCGCUCCCCGCUCAGCUUCGCGUUCUUCUCUCUGUCUCCCGUCUCGGCCCGCUCCUGUCAUGGCGCCUCGGUACAGCUGGGGGUUGCUCCUGGCGGCGGCCCUGCUGGGUGAGUAUCCGCGGCGGCGGCUUCCUUUCGCAGGCCUCUCGCGGGUCUCCGCCGCUUCCCUGAGGAGGGAAGGAGCGCCCUGCCUGCCGCCGCCGCCCCUUGCCCUCCGCUCGAGGCCCUGUGCGUGGAAGCCCCGCGGCGAGGAAAAAGGCGGCGGCGGCGGCCUCCUCCCGUGUGGCGCCUCUCCCUGGAGCCGAGCCCGGGCCGCGGGGUCGCCGCAGCCGCUUCCUUCCCCCACACCUGGGAAGUUAGCGGGCCAGGUGUCUGCGCCAAAGGGCAGGCGGGCCUCCCAUGCGGCCCUGAGGGCAGAGCAGCCUCUCCGCGUUAGGGAGAAGCAAGAGGACUGUUUUCCGCCGUGGGAAACGGUGGCGCAGGACACGGUGUACUUUAAUGCAGUUCAACCGCUAACGCGGAAUUCAACGUUUAAAGGAGCUGCCUCUCCUCAGUUAGGCAGGUGUGAUUUGGCUGUAUACCGAAACCCAUGUCGUCGUCCCCCAUCCUUCUCCCCUUAUGUGCUGGAAGCCGCCCAGCUAGGGAAACCCAGCCAGAUGGGUGGGGUAUAUAUAAUAAAAUUAUUAUUAUUAUUAAUCUUCAGAGCUGACCACCUACUUUUCCUCCAGGUCACUGUAUUGUGAGAUGGUGACUAGUUGCUGCUGUAGCUUUGCUCCAACCGUUGCCUAGCUUGCACACCCAGGGUGUGGAUGGCUUUGUAACCUUAAACCUUGACGCCUAAUUCCUUUUGGCUGCAGCUGCAUAUCUUAAGAAACAUACUGCCACUUUAUUGUUCUCCUUCCAAGGCAACUGUGUUUUGAAGGCUGCUCAAAUCCUGUGUCCCUAUGUUCUGUUUUACCCCAGCAGCUCUGCAAACAACUUUUUUUUUUUUUUGCGGAAGCGCCCUCUUCUAGCAACACAGGUGUGAGCAAGAGAACUUGUUUGCCUUCUUGUGCUUGAGGCCUUGCAUGCUGCUAAUUUGAAAUAGAUAACUUUCACUGUUGGUAUAUUGGUGCAGAGAGCACUGAGGGUUUCCUCUCUGCUUGAUUGUACCAACAAAACUGGCAAUGCUCCCUUGAGGCCACUCUGGCUGACCCUCACUGCACUGCUGUAGCCUUCUUGUGAAUAUUUGGCUAAACUCUGAUAAGUCGUCUUGUUUCUCUGGAUGGAGGAUAGGAAGGCUUGUUUGAGAGUGAGAGUGAACAAACCAACCUGCUGUACAAAGGUGAAAUAUACAUUUGUUGUUCUGCCCACUUUUACCUCUGGCCCCACCCAUAAUUGGCAUGUGGUUUAGGAAGGCUUCUCAGAAGGGAAUGUGUCCUCCCAUCUAAAAGAGGUUCUGCAUCCCUGCUGUUUUGCAAGGCAUUCCCCAUCUUCCCAAACUUGUGUUUUGUGGAAACUAGAUGUAGCAAAUGUGAAGGAACUUAGAAUGUAAUAGGUGACCCAGCUGAAGGUGAAAUUCUUCUCUCCUGAUAGUAGUUGUCUUCUGCUGGUUUUUUUCUCCUAAGUGGCAUUGUCUAGUUUCAGUACCUCUAUCACUGGCUGUAUAACACUGGUGAUAUGAAGCUGUUAUCUUGCAGAGAUUUCUACAGGUUCUCUUGCACUCAGUGGGACUUUAUCCCCCAAGUAAAUAUUCAUAGGAUUAGGCUGUAAAUCAUACAAUCUUCUCACUAUAGCAUGAGGUCAAUGAGAAAACCUGGGCAUCCCAGUAAUGUAGGCCAGAGUAUAGAAUUUAGAACAAGUAUGACUCAUGAAUUUGUGUCCUUUUGUGCUGCUUUGACUUGAUUUGUAUUUGAUUUGAUUUGAUUUGAUUUGAUUUGUAUUUGAUUAUUAGUCUGCAAUCACUGGUCUGCCUUAUUCCAUCCCAACUCAGUACAUGGUGGCUAUGUAUAUCCUGAAGUGUUUUUCCCCAGGAUUCCUUUUCUCACUUUUGUCAUUAAAGUUAGCCUUGCCAUUAUAGGCUGAAGUAUUUGGGCCUAUUGUAAAAAAGCAGAGGUAUGUUAGAAGUAAAAAGCUACAUACUGUAUAGCAAAUUCAAGAGUGGUUUAUUUACAAUGUUUUAAAGGCAUUAAAACACAAAUAUUAGGAAAACCAGAGACAAACCUGGGAGUAAUGAUACUAGUCUCCCCUUUUACUGCAAAAUAAUGAAUACUUAUUUUACUUUAACUAAUUAUGUGUACUUGGUGUGUGUUUUUAAUGGUUUUGAACUUGGAUUCUUUAAAGAUACAUUCAUGGAUUUGAUUGUCAGUGGAUUUUAUUCUGGGUGUGAUACCUGCUUUUUCCUGAAAUUCAACUUUAGUUUGCUUAUAUGAUGCUCCCUCAAGUUUCACUUUGCAGUUUCCUGCUGUGCACCAAAAUAAAGGUUUUAAAAGGACAGGAGAGCAUGUUCUUUUACUGCCUACAAACAAUAUUUGUUGUUGGAUGAUUUAGUACUCUUUGGUCAACUGUUGUCUUCUCUUGAACUCUCAUUCAUGCCCAUGUCUUCAAAAGACUUACGGGUGCUCAGUGAAAUAUAAUAUUGUUAACUGAUAUCUAAUUGUGUAGGAGCUGUAACUUUGACUGGUGGCUUCUCUUGAACUUGAUUAUUUCAGGACUUUGGAAUAAAUUUCCAUAAGCAACUAUAAACUUAGUACAUCUUUGCCUACAUGAAAAUGGCUGGCUUUCUUAAACUUUCCAGAUCAGCUGUCAACUACAGUUGGUUGAACUAGAAUCAGCUUUAUGGCAUGAGAUGAGGUUUCUAUAACAAUUUGAAACUUUGGGCAGUUUGAAUGGAUUUCAUGGUACAGAAUCCUUGUGCAUGUGCACAAUAAUUCAGCUAACUGCAAGGCCUGGUAGAUAUCUCUCCAGAACUGCCAAACUCUAGUUGAUUUACUAGGAGCAAACAAAGAAGAUAAACAAGAGCUGUAAAAGGAAUGAUAAUCCUUCCAGUGCCCUAAAUGAGGCCGAGGGCUCUGGAUAUGUAGAUAAUUGUUGGAGGGUUUUAACUCCCUUCUGCAGUGGACUUGUCCAGUUUAGGUGUUAAGAAGCUGUAUUUGGAAAACAUAGCAGGUGUUUCUUGCUUUAAAUUAAUGGCCACCAAUUCAGCUUUUGAAAAUUGCACAGAUAGUGUUUUUAGAAAAGUGUGUCAAGUCUGAACACUGCAGUGCUGCCAAACUCUUGAUAUGCAAGUUAGGAUCUUCCCAGUGCAGUGUUGGCCCAAAGUCCUUGCAUAUAUUACAGAGUUGCUGACAAAUUGGUGUCAUCUAAUCUCUUUCUAAAAGGCACUAACUUAAAAGGGCUCAUGACGGAGGACGGAGGUGCCUUUAUCAGAUGAAAAGCAGUGGGGGAGUUGCUUUUUAAAAUGGCUGCUUUAUUGGAAGGGUAAUAUUCCUUCCAUAGGUUUAUCUGCAGUUGCCCCAUAGUCACAAGGAAGCAACCUACAUUGGUGCAUAAACACUAGAAACAUCUCUUUGUACCAGCUCAUUUCACAUACGUAUAAUCCAAAACAUGAAGCUUACAAAUGACUUUCCACUAACACUUGUGUUUUAUGUUUAUCCGUAGCAUAGAAUUUCUUACUCAGGAAGAGCUGAUGCAGCAUGAAAUCUGGGCCGGGACAACUAUUUAGCAGGAAGCUGUAAUAAAUUGUCUUGCAUAACCAUGAACUUUUUGGUUUCAAGAUUUACUAUUAAAUGAUCCACUGAAACUUAACCUAGCCUUACUCAUAAGUUAAGAUGGGGUGCGCAAUCCUAAUGUGAACUGCUUUCCCACAUAGCUGCUCUUCACUCAAGUUGACUAGGUAUCUCCAUGGUUCAGAUUCUCAUUGCAUGAAACAUGUAGCUACCAUUCUACUAUUCUGAGCAUGGCACACAUCAUGUAGAGAGUGAUUCAGGCUGCCCUGGAGUCUUCCUGUCUCUGCUCUUAUCCACUUGCAUAAAGGGUUGGAGCAGCCAUUCUCCCAUAGUGCAGUACAGUAUUGUGAAAUGCACGGGUGGGGCUACAGUCAGACUAGUGCCCUAGUUUGCUGCCUGCCUGCAGAUCUUAAAUGCGCUCGCAAAUACAAAGAAACUUUCCAUGGAUCCCACAGGUUAAAAAUUUCAUUUGUCCACACACUGUAUUUAAAAUGCCUCUUUCACCCUAUUAAUAUGGUGUUGAGUGAGUAAGGCAGGUGUGUCUUCUUUUGAUUUAUAUAUUCAUCUUGUUAGCUUGCAUAUUGUAAAGCACCUAUCCUUUUCCUAAUAAGCAGUUCCAGCUCUGUAUUGCAUAAUGCUGAUAGUUGCAAACCAGUGAGAAUUGGCCAGUAAAAAGGAUUUAUCUAUUUUAAAAAAGGCCUUUGUGUUUCUUGGUUCUGGUGCAUAUCUUUAAAAAACCAAGCAAGCAUUUUGGUUAAAAUAUUAUUUGCAUAGGGUAUGAAUAUUUGAUGACAAAAGUCUUUAAAGAAACUGGCAUUGAAAAUACGCUGGCAGAGCAAUCCAAACCCUGGUUGGGCAGCAGAAACACAUAGAGCAGCGGAGCUUCCACAACGUCUGCAUCUCUAUUGCUCUCAUUGCCAGGGUGCAGGGCAGGCAAAAUUCUGCUUCCGGAGCUAUUGUAGGGAUGGGGCCUGGAUCUUAGGCCAGCUUAGCCCCAUCCCAUCCCACAGAGGCUGGUGAAACUGUUUGGCACAUCAGGAGUUUGGAUUGUGCACUAAGUGAUUUAAAACUGCUUGAAACACCUGUUCUCAAAGUUGGAUAAGCUAGACUAGUCUCUUGUGGAGAAUAUGUUCUAUUCGUUGGAUGCUGUUUUGGAAGUGUAGCUCAUUUGUUUCUUUCUGAGUCUGCCAUACAAUUCAAACAAUUCAGAGAUGUAGCAGUGUGUUUGCAAUGCAGAUUUCUGUAGCAGUUUUCUUCCAUUUUAGAGGAAUCUCUCCAUGGUAUAUACUCCCAAUUAAAUGUUAGGAGACCUCUGACAACAAAUGGAACACAAUUCUACUGCAGUAAAACUUGUCAUCCAGAAGUACAAACAGCUUACAGCCUUCCUGCAUUUUUAAGUAGAAGAGGAAAACAUUGCAGUGGACUUUGCCCUUCUCUCUGCAUUAAGCAGUUCCUGGGAGAAAAAACUUGUAUGAAUGCACUUUCAUAAUGGGCUUGAAUUGCUGCCACUCCAGCAUGUUCAAAAAUGACAAAAUCAACAAAAUGAUGGGGUAUAAUCAGGCUGUGAAACUUGCUCGAUUUUUGUGUCUUCCAACAAUGCUUCUUCAUUGGCAGGUCACUACUUGAUAUUCCAAGAUAGUUGUUUGUGUUUUUGGAGAGGGAAGAAAGUCGCUACAGUUCGGAAGGAAAGGGGAAGCACUGGGGGGAAAGUAUUAUUUCAGUAUUAAGGCUGUCGGACAAUUAAACAUAUUUUACCUAUUAAUGGUUUGGCUCUAUAGCAAUUGAAAACAAAUUCACGUGCUGCUUAACUUUUCAGUAGUCUCACAGCUUGCACAUGGUUGUUGUGGAAGAGGACAAAGAAGCACAAAUCAGUCAUAGGCAAUGGAAAGUUUCAGCAACGUACAGCCAGUCUUAAAUUCACAGUACAUGAUGUUUGCUCUCAAGUCAAAUCCACUAGAGAAAAGUUAAGACGUGCUGGUUGGCUGGCCUUUGGAGAGAGGAUGAGAAGCUUGGUAUACCAGACUCUGUGCCUGUUGAACAGUUGACUGAAUGGUAUCUUAGCCUGAAUCAUGCAAUUGUAAAGUUGGAAGGGAUCCUGAGGGUCAUCUAGUCCAACCCGCUUGCAUAUUGCUGGGCAAACCUGUAUUCAGUUCACUUCACAGAGUUGUUUAGUUUUGGCUAUCCAGUUCCCCACCCCCUGGCCUAGCACCUCCCUAACCCUUUCCUGUUCUCCCCUCUGACAAAACAUGUCACUGUUGUAGAAAAAGCCUAACAAUGUACCGGUACUACUCGUGUAAAAUCUAGAGGGAAAGCAUAUAAGAUUCUAGCUUAAAUUAGGGGGUAGGGUCCUGUUGAGACUUCCACACACACGUGUUAUAGUUGCACAGUUUUAAAAAGGUGGAGGUUUAAAAAAUUGUCCUUUGUGCAGAUCUUCAUAUGUUGGUGCAAUUUGAGUAAAUCAUUAGCUCCUGCAGGUGGUAAUCUGUAGUUGCCUUUGGCAACAGCCUGUACUGUAGAAACUAGAACCUUAUUAAUGAAGACAUCUGAUAGCUGAGGUCAACUUAAUAUUGCCUGUUCACAUUUUAAAAAUACUGAUCACUGCCAGAGGUAGAAUAUACUCAAACACCUUUGUGGGGUGGGGAUUUCUACAUGCCUUUAAUUUUCAGUAAAAUGGGAGUGAUUAUUUAGAUAGUAUUUUUGUGUGUGUCGUACAGCCUUAAUGUAAGCCAUGGCUCAGUUACUAAAAAGCUGUCUUGUACACUUGAGUAUUGGUAUUGUAUUUAUGAAAAUAUAUACUACCCAUUCAUAUAAACAAUUAAAAGUAUAAAAAAAUGGAGAUGUGGUGAGUUUUCUGCUUUUGUAUAUUUUCAAAUGAAAAUGAUUCUUUAGCAUGUAGAUAAAACUUGUUAGCUUGUGUUUCUCACGUGACAAAUUUAACAAGAAUGUUUGGUAGUUUUGUAACAGGGCUCUUUAUCAGUGUAUUAUCAAGAGGACUAGAUACAAAUAAAGCCAGUGGAGAUACAAUGAACCAUUUUGCAAACAAAGGUUGUGAUUCUGGUUGGCAUAAAUUAACUUUCCUUACAUCAUUCUCAUGGUUGCUUAAGAGUUUUUCAUCCCUUUGGAACAUGCUUUGUAUGAAUGUAGAAACGCACUAAUACAUAAUAGGUUCUUAAAUAUUGUGUGUUUAAUAAUAAUGGCUUAGAUUAUCUUCACACUAAAAUGUGUUGCGAGCAAGAAUUGCUACAGGGGAAUCCUCGCUUAUGUGGGGGUUCUGUUCUUGUUGGCUGCAUGGGGGUCCCUUCUACCCCACCCUCUUUGACGCCAAAAUCAAUUGUGUGCGAGUGGGGAGGUGCCUGCACUGAGUAAGUGCAGGCUUUCUAAAAGCAAUCAUAUUCUGCUUCCACAAAAGUCAUCUGUCCUAGUGAAGCCCAUCGUUACAUAUGGACGUUGCAUGUAUUCUUCAAAGAUGUCUAUCGGCAUUGCACUUCUUGAUAUUUAUUGCUUUCUGUUUGCAGGAUUUUUACAAGCAUCUUCAGCGUUUGAAGUAAGAGAUGGGAAAAACAAAACCUGCAUAUUAGCCAAUUUUUCUGUGCUAUUUAAAGUGGAAUACAACACAAAAACCAGUAAAGAGGUGAGGAUGCUGAAGCUUAAAUGAGCGGUGGGCCAGAAAGCUGCUUACAGAGACAUAACUUUUAAGGUGCUAUGUUGUGUGGCUAAAGGCAGCAAGAUGCUGCUUUCAGAGCUGAAGCUGCUUAAUUUGCACUCACGGUUGAGUCUGUUUGAAGAAAUUUUGGAUUUCUAUAUUUGAUUGGGAGCGGCAGUUAAACCUUGGUCUCUGAUUUGUUAGUAUGUGUAUAUGUUCAUCCUAUCCACAUGGUAGGAAAAUAAUUUUAAAUGUACGCCAUGAAAGUGAUGCAUGAAUUGGCUCAAAACUCACUCAGAAAGGAAAGUACUUUGCUGAAGUGUUUGUGGUCAACUGAAGGCAGAGCUUGAUGGAAAACAAGUUUGUAAUAUCAUUUACUGGUGGGAGAUGAGGGUAAAAUUUAGUUAUACAUAAAAUUAUGUCCUAACCCAAUUCCUUGGGAUCAGUAAUAAUGCCCCAAAGCAAAUAUAGGAUUAAAAAUAGCCCUGUUUAUAAGGCACACAAUGCUUACUUCACUUAUAUAGCUGCUCAAACAACCGUAUUCACCAUGUGCUCAUUAAUGGUCUCUGCAUCAACCUUGAGCAGAGUUUCCCAGACUUAGGUCUUCAGCUGUUUUUGGACUACAGCUCCCAUCAUCCCUAGCUAGUGGUCAGGGAUGAUGAGUAUCGAGUCCAAAACAGCUGGAGACCCAAAUUUGGGAAACCCUGACCUAGAGGAAGGUCCUGAGUGAAGUAGUGCACAGGAUCUGUCUGAGGCCCUGUGCCUUUUAACAUCUUUAUAAAUCCCUUGGAUGAGGGUGUAGAGGAUAUGCUUAUCAAAUUUGUAGAUGACAGGAAGCUUGGAAGAAGACAGAAUCAAGACUCAAAGUGAUUAUCACUGGCUAAAACAUGGUACCCAAACCAGCAAGAUAAAGUUGAACAGUGAGAAAUUGUAAAGUUCUAUGUUUACAAAAUCAAGGCCACAAGUGUAGAAAUAGGGGAGACCUGCUUUGAAGCAAUACAUGUGAAAAACAAGUAUCUUUAGUAACUAAAGGUUUGUUAGUCACAAAUUAAACUCGAGCCACCAGUGCAGCUACUAAAAAAAGCCAAUGAAAGUUUAGGCUGCCUUGGUAGCAGCAUUGUGUCCAGAAUCAUACCAUGAGAAGUAGUAGUUCCACUCCAUUCUGCACUAGUCAGGCUACAGCUGUGUACUGUUAUGGGCAUCACAUUUUAAAGAGGACACUGAAAGAGGAGAGUGUGCCUCGAGAAGAGUGACCCAAGUGCAGAGGAGUCUGGAAACCAAAUUCUAUGAGGAAUGGUUGAAAAAGCUGGACAUGUUUAGCCUGAGACGAGAAGAUAGGGUGUAGGCACAAUAGCAGUUUUCAAAAAUAGCAUGCAGAAAAUGGAGCUGACAGAGGGCAGAACUGGAGCUAAUGGAUAGAAAUUGCAGGAAAGGAGAUUCGGCUAAAUUUUACAAUUUUUAUCCUGCCUUCCCUCCAAGAAGCUAAAGCCCCAUUUUAUUCUUGUAAUACCCCUGUAAAGUAAUUCAGGCUGAGAGACAAUGACUGGCACAGUGUCACAAAAUCUGCUUCAUAGCUGUGUUAGGAUUUGAACCUGAAUCUCCCUUGUUCUAGUCCAGCAUUCUAAUCAGUACGCCAUUGGUUCUGUCACUAUUGUUUUGCUAACUUUCUGUUGCUACGUAUGCCUGCCUGGUUUAGGAAUAGAGACAGAAACGAAAUGUGGUAAGCCCCAACCUACUCUGUGCCAAAUCCUUUCUAAAACAUAGGGAGGGAUUAUUCUUUCCCCAACGCACACCCCACCUGCCUAACCUUUAGUUAAUAAAUAAAAAACAAGCAAAACACAUUUUUACUUGGCAUGGGAUCCUUCCUUCCCACACUUCACUCUAAAGCCUUAUCCUACAUUGUAGAAAUUAAACGGCAAUUUGAUCCUGACCCAAAGGUGCACCACUAAAACGUACAUAGGUUGACUUUGUAUUCCCACCCCCACCCCCAAAAAUCUACUAUGGUUAUUGAGUGCCUUGAAGCAUUUUACUUACUUUUGAUUGUUUGAUGUUUACAACAGUUCUGAUGCUCACUAUAACAGCAAUACUGUUUUUGUCUGUUAGGUCAAGGUCUUUUCACUUCCUUCUAAUGCCGUGGUACUGCCAGAAAGCACAUGUGGCAAGCCAAACGACACUUCAGAAGUUCUUGCAAUUGGAUUUAGCAACAAUAACUCAUUAAAGAUGGCAUUUGUAAGAAAUGCAGAUGUCUACAUUGUCAAGAGUCUGACUUUCACCUACAACUUGUCAGAUGCCAGCCUUUUCCCCAACUCAAAUGAAAGUAAGUGUUUUGAGGCUUUGCAAAGUACAGUAUGAUGAAGGUAGCUGGGUUGGUGGUACAUAGGAUGGUUGCCAUAUUUAUGGAGAAAUUAUCUGAAGACCAUCACACACUAAUACAAUUGCACACUUUCUGCAGCUGGAGCAAGAAAUGUGUCCGAAGAAACUGAUAUUCGAGCAGGCUUAAGGACAACAUAUACAUGUCAUAGCAACAACACCAUAAGCAUGAAAAAUGUGACUGUCCUUCUCAGCAACGUUACGCUUGAAGCAUACCUUGUAAACAACACCUUCAGUGGAAAAGGUAAGCAUUGUAUUUUCAAAAAGCUUAUGGCAUGCCAACUCUUCCCACUGGAACUAGUCAUACCCCAGGGACUCUCAUUUUCUCUGUAGGUCUGGGGUUGUGCUGAAAGAUUGCUAUUUUGUAAUGGUUUAUGUAAAAUGAGUUUCUGAUUGGGGAAAGCCAAAACAGUCUUUGUAAAGCAUUGGAUUUGAAUGCCAACAACUUAUCAUGCAGAAAGCCGAAGGGUAUUGUUAAUAAGUUUGGAAGUAGUAAGUAUUACUGGCAAAUGCAGCUGAAGCCUAGUUGGAAAGGACAAGAGAAGAGCAAAUUGGGAGAACCUUCCUCCCAGUUCUCUUUUUCACUUGUCUUUCCGACAGUGUUCUGUUUUGGAAGAACAGGAGGAGCCCUCUUUGCUGUGUGCAAUCUGUGAAACGGCAAUGUAGCAGCAAAUGAAUGAAUUUUGAAAUGGCCCGUUUCCAGGAAGCAAAUUGCUAUCACACUGAGGAGCCUGACACCCAAGUUUAGUUUGAGACACCGCUUCCUUCAAAAUACAAGGGUGAAUUUGGAACAGCAGUGCCACAGGUAGGACAGCAGGAGAUCUGUUUUGCCAUCUGGUCUCUGCUCCUCACUGCUACCACACAAAAAACCCGGCUGGGGGCGAGAGCACCAGCUGCCACCAUCCCUGCUAUGAGACUCACAUCAGUCCUCACAGCUGAUAGAAUUUGCUGAGAAAGGCCAAGAGCCUUGACUACUUCAAGCAAGGGUGUGUGUUUUGCUGUGCCAUUGUCAGUGGAGGGGGUAAUAUGAGGGAGAGGGCUACCCUAUUAACCUUUUAAGGGAGCAAUUUAGUGAUGGAGUCAUUUCUGAGAAGCUAGUUGGUGCCUGGAGUUAAAGAAGGGAGAAGGUUUGUUGGCCAUUUAACUAUUGCUAACUGGGUGUUUGGGUUCACUGGGUCUUGGUGGAAUUUUAUCUAGUCUUUUGUUGGGGGGGUAAAGUAACAGUUAGUAUCUGGUGGGUGGGUGUUCCUAUCAAAGUGUUCUUUGAAAUGGAGAUUGAAAAGAAAUGUUGACUGAUGAUAAUUAUGCCUGUUUCCUCGCACCUUUCACUUUUAGUGCAGUGCCUUAGGUGGGCUCCAUAACACUGUCUGGUCCAAUUUAUUGCUUGGAGUUUCAAUUAAUGAGGUCUGAGGGUAGUGACAUGGCUCUGGACUAGUUUGACCAACCACUUGUGUUAGGAAGGGGCUGUCUGCCUGGAUCCAGGAGAAUGUAAAUUCAUCCUUGUGAGAGGGAGUGGAUCCAAGCUAUACAGCACCUGAGUGAGACAGGAACUUUGCCUAGGCUUAGCUGCUCCAAGCUCUCUUGGAUGGCUCUGAUUUUCUAGACCCACCUUAGUGAGGUAUUAGGACUGGGUUUGGAACAGAACAGAAACUGCCUGUGUUUCCCUAUGAGAUGUUCUCUGCCAAGACAGGUGAAGAGUGUGACCUAAUUGAUUCUCUUACCUGUCAGCAGCUUUCAGUAUCAUAGGCCCAGCCAUUGCCAAACCAGUGCCCUCUAGAUAUUUUGUACUGUGGCUCAGGCUCCUCCAACUACAGCACAGUCAUAUUGGCUGCAGUUCAUCAUGGUCCAAAACAUGUGAAGGACAAAAAGUUAGCUUGUGGGUGCUUCUAGAUCCAGCACUCUGCUGCCCCCCCCCCCAUGAGGUUUAGGUGGUCCAGUGAUUUGGAGCACCUUUUAUCAGUUUUGGUUGACCUAUGACUCAACAAAGCUCCUGGUUGGAAUACAGCAUUGUGCCCUUGAAAAUUAUCUAGAAACUUGAGUUGGUCCAAAAUAAGAGUGGUCAGACUACUGAUGGGGAUUGGCAAAUAAAAUCAUAUUGCACAGGUGCAGUAGCUUCCAGCCCAUUUUCUGGGCCCAAUCCAAAGUGUUGGUUUUAACCUUUAAAGCCCUAAAUGGCUUGGGGUCAGGCUGCUUGAAUAUUUUCUCAUAUAUUUCUGUCCCGGGGCCUUAAGAUUUUCAUUGGCUCUUCCCCACAUUUCCACACCUAAUGUGGUAAGGUGAGUGGCUACCAUGGAGAGGGUCUUUUUGAUGGUGGCACCCCAUUUAUGUAAUGCUCUGCAAAAAGGCUCACCUGUUGCCUAUGCUAUUGUCUUCCUGAGUUUUGUGGUAAAUUUGCCCCUGCAGGCUUCAUGCUGAUGCUUAAAUAUUUAGCUCCCGUGUUCAUCGUAUGUUUCAUAUUGUUGGGCUUUUUAACGAUUGCAUUAUCAGUAAACGUCUUUGUUUUUGAGCUUAACAAACUAUGAAUUGCCUCGAAGAACACAGUUGUACAAGGGAUAUUAAAAUAUAUUUUCAAAAACGAAAAGGGGCUAAGUACACAUUUUGUAGUUGGGAGCAAAGUAGGAGAAAAGACUGGACAAAGUGAAAAAAUGAAGGUUGUCUGGGUGUUAAUUGACUACUUUCCAUGCUAUGAUUUGUGAUCACUGCCUUCCAGAAACUGUCUGUAGUGAAGACAAAGGGUCUACAACCGCCGUUCCCGCAACUACAAGUGUGGCACCAACUGCAGCACCAACUGCAGCCCCCAAAACUCCAGAUGUUGGACGAUACAAUUUGACUGGCUGUUUGCUUGCUUCUAUGGGCCUGCAGCUUAAUAUUACCUACACCACCAAAAACCAGGUAACUUCCAUAUUUAUUAUUUUAUACAUAGCAAUACAUAGAGAUAUAUGGGAAGCUAAUGCACCUUAGACCAGACUAGUGGGCUUAUUAAAUCCAGGCUCUUCACCACCAGCAGCCACACAAUAAUGUGUUUCAAGGAGGUUAGUGUUGUCCACCUGUGCCCUGUGUCCUGCACACUUGGCCAGGAUCUCUUAUUCUUGCACAACUGCCAGUUAAAUUUAGACUAAUCAUAAACAUGGCAAAAAUCUGGAAAAGCUGAUCUCCUGAUCACCCCCAUGGCACUAUGGUUAUUAUUGAAAAUUCUUUCCUGCCCCCAUUUCCAAAGGAGCCCAGGGCAGCAAAACAAGACAAUUAAAAAUAGCUAAAAUUUAAAAACAAUCAAGGAGAUAACACUGCUGUGCACCAAAGGCUUUUUAAUAAUGUGCUCAUUUCAACAUCCAUACAGAUCAAAGCCUGUACAGUAAAGUCAUCCAAUUUAACCCUAUUGUGUUCUGCUAGGAAAGUUGCUUCCCUGUUUCUGCACACUGUUCCCAAAGCUGUUUACACCAAAUUUACUGAAAGUGCAUACAUUAUUGCUUAAUCUCCAGUGAGAAGGUUUUUUUAAAAGAAAAUAUGUCAUAACUUUUUGUUUUUCUGUUUCCAAGACUAAGAAGUGGGAGUUGUUGAAUCUUCCAGCAAAUACAACUUUCUCUGGGCAUUGUGGAGAUUCCACAGUUACUCUGAACUUGACUUCUGGGAGCACUGACCUGGUUUUUUAUUUUGAGCAGGUAAGCAUAGUUUGAUGUGACACUUACAGAAUGCUGAUGUACUCCAUAUGGUAUUGGUCUAUGCCCCUCAUUGUCCCUGACUUUUGGUCAUGCUAGCUGGAGCCAGUGAAGUUGGGAGGACUCCACAUUGACUGCUUCUGAUUUACAGGCGGAGCUGUGUUUGACAUGUAUAGACCAUGCAAAUAUUACUCUAUUUAUGAGCAUAACUCUGCUUCUACCAGUAAUUGGGAAGAUCAUGGAUCAGGGCACAACAGCUUAUGUGCAGAACUUCAGUAGCUUUAGACUGUUUUUAGAAGGUUGCUUUAGAGGUUUUCAUUAUGUUACUAUUGGUGUGUUUAUCACCCUGGAGGAAGGUGGUGCAAAUUAGGAAAUAAAUAAAUGGCACUUGUUAAAAAAUAAAGUGGCAAUUUUAGAUGACUUGUAAUUUUGUAAAUGAGCAGAUUGGCAUGAUAGCCAUUUUGUAUUUUUCCGUUUAUUUACUUGAGCUUAUGAAACAGCCUCACUAUCUUAAAAUCACCAAUAAUUCCAGUGGGAUCUGGAGUUCACACCCUUAAAAUAGGGCAUUUCUUCUUCAGUGUCGUCUUUAGUGUUUAAACCAUGGUUCUUGAUCUGUAGUUGCCAGUGCUUGUGGUUUUUUGUCACUGGCUCAACAAAGGGAAUGAAGCAGGAGUGAUUCAGCAGCAUGUGCAUGCACAUAAGCCAUGUUUUAAUUAUGGCUUGUCAUGAUAUGCAGAUGUAUAUGCUAUGUAUGUUGUCUCUUUCUAUUAACAACUGCAGCAUAUUUUACCAGUGAUAUGGUGGCCCUGUAGCAUGCAUAGGCUAGCCUUUUAAAAGAAACCCAACCAGUAACUAAGAUUUAUCUUUCUUUUUAAGAACUCAACCACUGACAAGUAUUUUCUGCACCGUAUCUCUGUGAGCACAAGUCUGCCUCCUGAAUCUAUAAGUAAGUAAUAUAUAUAUAUGUAUUUUAAAAUGACUUUAAUAGCUUAGAUUUUGAAGGAUACAAAGAAUGUCCAAAGUAGCAAAGAGUUCAAAGAAGAUAAAGAGAUGCAAGUAUUCACAAACUGUGUUAACUGCCAGUUUGAAAUGCCAGGGUUAUUCAUUCUUUAGCUUUUAGAAGGCUCACUAGGAGAUAAGGGAGAAAGCCAUGAACCUUGAAGUACAGUCAGCUGGUUUGAUUGACACCCACACCAUGAUUUCAGGGUCCUCAAGCCCAGGAAAGCAAAUAGCCUAUAAAGUUUGGUGCAAUAGCUUGUCCAAAACAAUGCUGUACUGACAGCAGGAAAGGGGUCCUGACUUUUGGCUUGUUACUGCUCAUCAGUAACUUCACACCACCUAUGAAAACAUGGUGGCAAAAUGGGCUGGUGCCUUUACAAAAGAGUGUAGUCCUACUUAAUCUCAUCUGUGCGUUUUUUUAAUACAGAAAGAACAUUUAAAGCUGACAACGAUAGCCUGAGUGCUCUCAAAGCUACAGUUGGAAAAUCGUACAAGUGUUUUUCAGAAGAGAGUAUUUGGAUCUCGAAUGAAACUUCUCUCAAUAUAUUCAAUGCUCAAGUCCAGGCCUUCAAGAUCACAGGAAAUACAUUUGGAACACGUAAGCUGUAUAACUACAUAUUAAACACAAGUUCAGUGCAAAUGCUUCGUUCUUUCAGAGCAAUAGUAACUUGAUGAUCUAGCUUGGCCCUACUCAGUGGUGUCACCUGUACACAUUUAUAGGUUUGUUUCUUUACAUUACUGUGGGUGAGCACAUGAUCUGUAACUUAAAUGUAGAUUAAUUUGUUCAUCAUAACCUCAGGGGUAAGUUUUAUUAUACGGUGGCUCAUCUUGGCUCUGCCCAAAGACUGAAGGUAGUUAAAAGAAGCUUAACUAAGUUUCAGAAGGAAGACUUAUCAUUGAUUCCUAGUCUGUCGUACCAGAACACUCCACAAUAAGCAUUCUUCUUCCUGCAGCCUCACUAAUUUAAAGUUGACUCCCAAUUGGUAAAGGAAGAUUGUCAUUUUUGCAGUUUCAAAAGGGGUGGGGGGGUGGGAGUUGGCACAGAGCAAAAUGCCAUAUACAGUACAGUGGUGCCUCGCAAGACGAAAUUAAUCCGUUCCGCGAGAGUCUUCGUCUAGCGGUUUUUUCGUCUUGCGAAGCAAGCCCAUUGACGGAUUAGUGCUAUUAGCGCUAUUAGCGGUUUAGCGGCUAUUAAAGGCUUAAAGUCUUAGGGAUUAGCUGCUAAAAGGCUAUUAAAGGCUAUUAAAGGCUUAGCAGAUUAGAUAAAGGGGGAAGCGGAAAAAAAUCUCAAGACUCGCAAGGUAUUUUCGUCUUGCGAAGCAAGCCCAUAGGGGAAUUCGUCCUGCGAAGCAACUUCAAAACGGAAAACCCUUUCGUCUAGCGGUUUUUCCGUCUUGCGAGGCAUUCGUCUUGCGGGGCACCACUGUAUAGAGAAAAAAUGUAGAUUGAUAAAGUGUGUAUUUCUGCCUUAUGGGGUGACCUUACUGCAAAAGUACACAACUGUGCUUAUAGCUAAUUAGUAUGCUACAAAUGUUUGGCUAUUAACCCUUCAGAUUCCUAAGGAGAGUUUGCCAAGACGCCAUCUGAUCUGACUGCUGAGCAUUUUAUUUUGCAUCAUAUUGCUAACAGCUAACCCAUCGCUCCCAGUCACCAGCUGUGGCUGGUGGGACUUAGGUUCCUCAUCCUAGCGCUACAUGCUGCAACAAUCCAGACUUCUCUGCAUCCAUCCCAUUGUGCUGAACUGCUAGCAAGGGGGUUCCUAUACUGGUGUGCUUGAGGGACUGGUGUAGUGCAUAUGGCCUUUCCACAGAAAGUUAGAGUUGUCUCCCAUUACUUUUGGGAGAAAAUAUGAUAGCCAUGAUUAGAGAGCCUAGAGUUGAACUAAAGAUGUUGCUUGUAAGAUUGUGUACCUUUUUUCUCAGGCUUGAAAUUGCCUAAUUGCCUGAUUUCAUAUGAAGGGCAAAGUAACAAGGUUGAAAUGGUUAGUUCAGACACCACCUGUGCUCAAAGGUGGGCAAGAAAGCACUUCCACCAUUAGAACUACUACUACUACUACUGUCAAAACUUAGAGUUUGAAGUAGCAUUGUACUUUCUAUUAAUUUUGAAUAAAUACAGACACUGUUUUACCAAGUGGUAACAACUGUAAUAAUAAUACCUUGGAAGUUGUUCCUCCAAGGUUCUACCAGUUGGGAACCUAGAAUUCUUAUAUUUUGGGCUACAACUCCCAGCAUGAGCCUGCUAGGGGUUAGGCAUGAUGGGAAUUGUAGUCCAAAAGUAUUUGGAAGGCACCUGCAGUAAGUUAGGAGGCAAAAUGGUUUAAAUUCACUUUCUGAUAGUCAAUGUAGAUACCCUGACAGAUCAUUGAAGAGUAGAAUAGAUUGGGUCCUGGAAUGAUUAUUUGGUGUUUGGCCUGGUUCCUUGCUAUUUUUCUAACAGAAUUUUAGGACUAAAGCUGCUUAAUAGAAUUGUUUUUUCUUUCUUUCAGCGGAAGAAUGCCCAAUGGAUGAAAACAAUAUGUUGAUCCCAAUCAUAGUUGGUGCAGCCCUUGCUGGACUUGUCCUUAUAGUGCUGAUUGCAUAUUUAAUUGGCAGAAAACGUAGCCAUGCUGGCUAUCAAACAAUUUAAUGAUUUGCACUUCCUUAAACCAGUGUGGGAGAACAGCAGUUGCAAGAAGCAGAUACAUCGAUUCCCCCCAUUUCCCCAUCUUCCCCUCAAAUAGAUUGAUAUGAGGGAGCACAAUCUCUUCCUUACCAACUGUUUCUUGCAGUGCCUGCUUUUACUAAAUGUGAAAUCCAUCUCGUGGCAUUUAACUAUGCACAAAGGAUAACUUCUAUAAUUCUGUUUAAUUUUGCUAAUGGGUUAAGUAUUCACCCACAUAGAAACAGGCUGAAGUUUUAAGAAUGCUUUUCUGAAUUGGCAUGGUUUUUAAUGUCAACUACUCUAAAUGGAUGUGAUGUAGUUAAUUCACAUUCAUUCACUUAAAAUUCAGAUUAAUUAUAUCUAACAAAGGGAAAUUUCCACUUUUCUUAUACUACCACCCUGUGCUGAAUUUAAACUGCUUAGGUGCAGUAACUACAGUAAUGACUGACCAAUCAAACUUACACAAUUCCCACUUUGUCUCUACCUAGGUAUGUAUCAUUAAUAAGCUUUAAAUGCUAAGCCUGGUAUAUGCAAGGUGUGGAGAUACAAUUUGGCUGACUUCUAAGAUAUUUUUGGUCUGUCAGCUUGGUAGGAGCUGGCCCUUUUUUACAUAAAAAAAUGGGUGUUACUUUAUUUUUUGUAAAGUGAAUUUCAGUCUCUUCUGUUGAAGUUCAAAGGAGGUCCUUUUUCUGCACAUGUGUACAAUAAUAGACUUCAGUCUGCUAAUUCUUGCUUUGAUCUUGGCUGGGACUGUACACUGCAAGGAUCAGUUAUGGAUGCAUUGCCUGUAACAAUGCUAAUAAAGACUUUUCUGUAUGUUUUGUCAGUGUCCAGUUGAGCAGUUGCGACAUCUUUGUGUAAAGAGAAGUGGAAAGGGCGCACUGCAAAACCCAAGCAGCAAAUUGUGCCUGCCACCUUCAUUUCCCUAGUCUGCCUCUGUGCCCCAGAGAAGCAGUUUCAGAAGACGAAAGAGCAGUUGGGUUUGCAGUGGGCCAAGGUACCUACAGACAAAGGGAAUAUGUGGUGGGCUGUUGUGUAAAUGCCUGGCAGCCAUUGCCAGCACAGUACGUACCUCACUCCUGCUGUGCAGCUUCCCCCUGCCCCUCUGGCUUGCGGAAGCCAGAGCUGUAUGGUGGCUUACUCAGCUGUGGGGUUGGAGGCUUCCUGCCCCUCAGCUGAGCAGUUUAAGGAAGCCCCACCCCCCAUCUUAUGCGUGGAGGUGGGGCUUGAUCAACUGAGGGGCACGGAUCAAGCCCCCAUACUGCUCUUGCUCACUGUGAGCCACAACGGCCUGGGGCUGGGCAAUGUAUAUUGGCUGCUUCUUCCUCCCCUAAGGUGGAGAGGAAGCAGCAGCCGAGAUACAUCAUGAUAUCAGUAAAUCAUGGCAUUUAGCUGCUGAUGCAUCACAAUGUUAAUGACCAGAUAUUGCCCAGCCUUACUUAACAGGUAGAGACCCUAUAUCAUACAGUCGCAACAGGACAAAGCACACACAACUUAAAAAUUCAGAGGUGCAAAUAGAAGCUGUGCUUGUUCUAGUAGCCAUUCAUUCGAAGAUCUGCAUACCAGAUGGCUCCUAAUCAUACAAUUGAUUCGCAACACAAACUAUUUCAAGCGUCAGCCUACUCCUCUUGGCGGGGGGGGGGGGGGAAUACAGCAAAACCUCCCUGUGAUCAAUACAUAGACCAAAUUCGAUUUUUUUAAGGUCAGCAGCAUGUAGAAGCAUACUGAAUAUUUCCAGCUGCUGAAGAUUCUUCUUAAAUACUUCUGCUAGAGGUCUUAGGCCCAUUUUACUAUGCAAAUUCAAGAAGAGGAGAUUUCAAAAUAGAAUUUAUUUUGCAUUUUUAUACUGAUAUUUAUAAAUCUAUGUAUUUAAAUAUUACAAAAUCUUCUGAAGGUAUGUAGUGCAUUUUUUCCAAAAAAAAAAGGGUUACCGCCACAGUGACCACAUUUUAUUCUCAUAUAACUUAAAGUUUUGUUUUUAC